AUGGCAGCUACCUUUCGUCUACAGGAAAACACGGUUCCCUCGUCGAGUCCGGCCUUCGGAACUCCGGUUCAUCCCAUCAACCCUCGCGAAAAACGAAUUCCUCCGCCAGCAUUCAAGCCUUCAAUACCGACAAUCCUACCCAUUCUCCUCCCACCAGCCAGUCUGAGACCUUUGGCCUUCCGAACCUUUACGAAAAAACACAAUCUCACUCUCAGUUCUCCGGCACUACAAUCACUAGCCACUUUUGUCGGCAAACACUGCGGUUCAGGAUGGCGUGAAAGGGGCACAGCAGAGGGCGUGCUCGAGGAAGUCGCAAAAGCUUGGAAGAAGAGUGGAGGCAGCUUGAUUGUCAACGAUGGCUCAUUACUCAAGAACAUCCUCAAGACGCUAGAAAGUCUUAUGAGUGGUGGCAAGAUUGCUUCGACAAAAACAAAUCUGAGCCGACAAAGCAGUUUCGCUUUCGCUGGCGAGAGUCAGGAGCUUGCGAGAAGACCAAGUUUGGCCGAGACGUCUUUCCAGUCACAGGACCUCGAAGAAGACGAGGGUGCAGAUAUCAACCAUCCUCGAGCAUGGAUCAAGGUCGUCAGUGCCUUUGACCAGCCCAGGUUGAGCUACAACGUCCACAAGAAACAUUUCGAAAAGAUCACGACAAAGUCUACUCUCCUGCCUUCACCGGCUCAUAGAACACAACUUUUCCGCGACCGAUACAAUCUCAUUCACCAGCGUCUCAUGCGAAACGAGGCUUUCCAGGCACCUUCAGUGGCUAACACUCGCUCCCUCAAACGCUCGGAUUCAACCUCUAUCCAGCAAUAUUACAAGCUCACUCCCAUCGCAAACCUCUUGGGUAGAAAUGGCAGCAACCACGUCCUGCUCGGCAUGCUGGUCAUCACUCCUACUGGUACUCUGGCCUUGAACGACUUGACCGGAAGUAUCACUCUGGAUCUGCAGCACGCAAAGCCGCUGCAAGGUGUCGACUCUUCCUGGUUCUGUCCAGGUAUGGUCGUACUGAUCGAAGGUGUCUACGAGGAAGAGUAUUCAGGAGCAGGUGCCAGUGGUCUGGGUGCUGCAACUGGUGUUGGCGGCACUAUUGGAGGAAAGUUCAUUGGCUUCAGCAUCGGUGCUCCACCGUCAGAGAAACGCAAUGCAACACUGGGUGUCGCCGACUCUACCAAGCAACAAGAUGUUGGCGUUGGCGGUGGCUUUGGCUGGACCGACUUCCUUGGCUUGGGCAGUGAGAAGGUCAUGGGAACCAAGAUGCGCAAAUUGGAAAAGCGCCUUCUAGCACCGAAUGAAGAAGAAGCCGCACAACAACGCAAAAUGGUCAUCCUAGGCGAAGUCAAUCUCGACGAUCCAUCAUCACUCGAAGCCUUGCGUGCAGUCCUGCGUGUCUACGCUUCAGAAGACGAACUCACACCUCUGAGUUUCAUGCUCAUAGGCAACUUCGUCAGCCAUCCAGUCAUGGCAGGAGGAGGCAGCGGCGGCAGCAUCGAGUACAAAGAAUACUUCAACGACCUCGCAACCGUACUAGCAGACUUUCCCACCCUCCUACGCACUUCAACCUGGGUCUUCGUACCAGGCGAUAAUGACCCCUGGGCUUCUGCCUUCAGCGCCGGCGCCAGCAACCCAGUUCCUCGCCCAUCCAUCCCAGGUCUCUUCACCAGCCGCGUCAAACGCGCCUUCGCCGCCGCCAAAGCAGAAGUGCCUUUACCAAAAACAGACGACAAUGUCCCUGUAGAACCAAUCUGGACGUCCAAUCCAACACGCAUUUCCAUCUUCGGCCCCGCCCACGAAAUCACCGUUUUCCGCGACGACAUAUCCAGCCGUCUACGUCGAAACGCCUUGACUUUUGGCAAAGCAUCCACCCCCGAAGAUGAAGACGAUGAAGAAAUGCCAGACACCACUUCCGCCGAAAUCCCCACACCUACGCAAAUAGCGAGACAACUGGUCCUCUCCUUACUGCCUCAAAGUAAUCUUUCUCCUUUUCCAUUGUCUACUAGACCGGUGCUUUGGGAUCAAGGAUCGGCGAUGAGUUUGUAUCCGUUACCGCAUACUUUGGUGUUGGCUGAUGCUGAGGCGCCGGCAUUCGCGGUGACGUUUGAGGGGUGUCAUGUGCUUAAUCCGGGCAAGCUUUGUAGGGAUGAGGGAAGAGGGAGAAGGGUGGAGUGGGUGGAAUAUGAUUGUUGGGGCAAGAGGGGUGAGGUUAGGCAGAUUUGGGAUUCGUGAAGGGGGGAUUCAUGGAAUGUCUGAACUUCAAUAAUGCCCGAGGUCACUAUCUCCUCGUCAGCAUUCAUCCAUACGAAAGCAGUAGAGCUCUAGAGAAAUUUCAAAUCCAGAAUCAUUCACAAUUGGAG
This is a messenger RNA of Aureobasidium pullulans EXF-150, 2351 nucleotides long. RefSeq lists its product as uncharacterized. Bases 1 to 2223 code for a protein of 740 amino acids. Gene Ontology annotation, molecular function: DNA binding. Gene Ontology annotation, cellular component: epsilon DNA polymerase complex. The transcript has a single exon. The record is from RefSeq and is a predicted model, not a curated record. Gene Ontology annotation, biological process: DNA-templated DNA replication; error-prone translesion synthesis. NCBI's taxonomy places the organism in Eukaryota, Fungi, Ascomycota, Dothideomycetes, Dothideales, Saccotheciaceae.